AUGCCAACUUCGCCUCUAUUUUUCAUCGCCCUUCUGGCCAUCGUUGCCGUUUCCAAUGCUGUGGAAGAAGCGACAUGCAUUCGAGCCGACGUCGUGACAAAAUCGACCGUUUUCCGGAAACUGGGAGUUUGCUACGAGCGCGUUACCGAGGGGUGGAGUGGUGAUCAAGCGGCGAAUAUUUGCAAGCACAUCGAGGCGAUGCCGGAAUGUCCUUGUUCCGCAGAAUUCGUUGAAGAAUACGACGCUUUGAACUGCCGAGACCAGCACUUCUUGAGCCAGCGGCUGCAAUGUGAAAAAGAUCUCAGCCCACCACCGGCUAGUUGUGCACCGCUAUACCCGGAUAACGGGGACUGCAAUCAGCAUGGCUGGUACCUGGACUGUGUCUACGCCGCUGAGGCUGCCGCCUGUGAUCGCUCUCGGGAAUACAAGAUCUACCUCUACAACCAGAAAUUGAUGCAGCUGAAACACUCUGGAGACGUCGAGUGCCGUGCCGAGAAGAUCAACGUGAUUGAGUGGGUGCAGGACCAUCUC
Molecule: messenger RNA, 531 nt
Organism: Mesorhabditis spiculigera
Lineage: Eukaryota; Metazoa; Nematoda; Chromadorea; Rhabditida; Rhabditidae
Source: the annotation of a GenBank genome assembly